Messenger RNA from Xiphophorus maculatus (southern platyfish), 1736 nucleotides. RefSeq names its product zinc finger protein 778-like. The record is from RefSeq and is a predicted model, not a curated record. NCBI's taxonomy places the organism in Eukaryota, Metazoa, Chordata, Actinopteri, Cyprinodontiformes, Poeciliidae. The transcript is spliced from 2 exons. Gene Ontology annotation, cellular component: nucleus. Bases 70 to 1131 code for a protein of 353 amino acids.
AAACCAAACGGCUUCAGCAGCAGCAGCUUUGUGUCGUUUUAUCGUUUCUCAGCUAAUAUUUCAGUAACAAUGUCUUCAGUUCAGCAGCUGAGGGAUUUUAUCAGACAGAGACUAACUGCUGCUGCGGAAGAAAUCUUCACUCAGGUAGAAAAAACCAUCUUCCGCUACGAGGAGGAGAUUAAACUGCUGGAAAAAUGCUGGAAACCUCAGAUAAAACUCACCAGAACCGUCGUCCCAAAGCAACAUGAAGAUGAGGAAGAGGAGGUUCUCACUGACAGCCAGCUCUGUAGUCAGAUGAUGAAUCUGAAUGAGGAUCAGGAGCAAAAAGAGGCUCCACAAGAGAGCGACAGCAACGAGGAGCUGGAACAUCAGCUGCUGAAGGAGGAACCAGAAGCUCCUCGGGUUAAAGAGGAACGGCAGGAAGUCUGCUGCAGUCAGGAGGGACAGAGUCUUGAUUUUACUCAGACUAUGACUCUGCAACAAACUGAUUUCAGUGAAGAAGAACCAAACAUUGAGCAUCUCGACUCCAACAAUGUUUCUGCUCUAGAGAACCAAGAUGAAGCAGGAAGCUACAGUCCUGUGUUAGCGAGUUGGGCUGAAACUGUCCCAGAUGAGUCCUGUGAAUGUCAUGUCUGCGGGAGAGUCUUUAAAUCUCAGUACAACAUGGUGCGACAUCUCAAAGACCACUCAGGGGAGAAGCCGCUGUGCUGUCAAAUAUGUGGAAAAGUGUUUGUACAGACAUGUCAUUUGAAAGAGCACCUACAAAUGCACACAGGUGCCAAGCCCUUUUCCUGUGAAAUCUGUGGGAAAUGUUUCACCAGGAAAUCUAGCCUGAAAGUUCACAGAAAAACUCACACAGGUGACAAGCCUUAUUCAUGUGAAACCUGUGGGAAAUGUUUUAGCAGAAGUUUUUGUUUGAAAGUUCACAGAAAAACCCACACAGGCGUUAAGCCUUUUUCAUGUGAAAUCUGUGGGAAAAGCUUCCGUGAAAAAUGGUAUUUGAAAUUCCACAGGAAGACCCACACAGCUGAGCGGCCAUAUUCCUGCCAAACAUGCGAUGAAAGCUUUAAUAGUAUGAAUGAAGUGAUUUGUCACCAGAAAGUCCACAAACCUCUGAGGGAGUUCUGGUGAGAUCUGAAGGUUUGUGGGGAGCCGUUUCACGUUUCCCAGUUCUGCUCCAGAUGUUUCCGUCAUCCAGCCGUUCACUUUCACUCUGAUGAAAAGGCAUUUUUUAAAGCUGCUGCAGAAGAUAAAUUUUAACUUUUUGAACAUAAUUCUUACAGCAACAUAACCAAGAGGUCCAUGCAGUACAAUCUUAAUAUGUUAAGAAAUGUAUGUGAAUCAGGAGUCGUCAAAAUGGGAUAAAAGGAAAGGAUGUUACCAUGGCGACUCCUUAUCAUACAUAGAAGAGGUUGGAUGAGAGCAGACUUUAACUGGACCAUAAUGGUCGUGUUCCCUGUGGUUGAUGUUCUGAUGUUGACUGUUACCUGUAGGAUGAAAACAUUUGUGUUUCCUUCAGCUCUGAAUGAACCGUUUCUCCUGAACACUGAGGGAAGUUUCAGACUGAAGGUUAAAAAUGUUUCAACAUUUAUUUCUAUUUAAUUGAUUGCUAAAUGUUUGACAUCCUGAACUUGCUUGUAAAGCAAAGUUGUAAAUUUUUGAUUUUCCUUUAAUGUCCUGUAAAACAUUUUGGAUUGCCCUGUAACUUCUAACUGAAUAAAGUCGCCUUGCUUUGG